AUGUCCGACGAGAACCCGCCCCCGAACGGCGGCGGUGGUGACGCCAGCAUAGACCAGGAUGAGGAUGACUUUCGCAAGAUCAUGCAACAGAUGUCACGGGGUGCUGCAGAGGGCGAAGAAGAUCUCUUGGGUGGCAUCGCCGAUAGGCCGCUGGACAUUGGUGAGAAGGCCGACGACGCAGUCGACUACGAAGACAUCAGCGACGACGACCUGCCGGACGAGGAGUUUGACUCGGGCGAGGGCGCCGAUAGCACCCAGAACUUCAGCGGAACUACCCUACAGGACUCUGGCGGCGCAGUGGACAACGAAGAUGUAGACAUGGACGAUCUUUUUGGCGACAACAACGAUGACAACGACGAUAACGAUGAUCUCUUCGGCGAUGACCCCAGUCACUCUGACCCGGUGCAAACAUCUACACAACACGAAGACGAUCCUCUUACUUCCAUCGAAGACUUGGUCCAAGAAGGCUUCGACACUAUCGCAAAGGAUACGCCACAGCCCGCUACUCGCAACACCGCUGCUGGUGCUGCACAGCAAGAGAUAGAGGAGGAAGAAGAGGAGGACCCCGAGGUGCGCGAGCAACUGGCUCUAUUCGCACAAUCUUCGCGCAAGAAAGACGAGCCAGCGGCUGCUCCAGUCAAGACAUCACGGGAAGAAUUUGAAAAGAUCUGGCCCAAUUUCGAGGCGGACAAACCACCACGGUUCUUCAGUCUGGUACCACGAAAGCGUGCUUUUUACAUCCCCAAAGUUCCUCAAAAGACGCCGAAACCCUUCCAGCUUAAUAAGCUCACCCUGGACCUUGCGACGGAUCAAGAGAAAAGUUUCCGCUUACAGCCUACAACGACUACCGCUAAAUCGGGUAGACAGCAAGAUGAGGAGCAGGGCGGUCUAAUUCAAAUCACCAACACUGCAGAAGAGGACGGCGAUAGCGAAGAUCAGCUGGAACUCGAUAACCUCGAUACCAUUGACGACCGUGAGAUGAUCGGCAAUGUGUCGUGGAGUGACCUGAGGAUUGCCUGCGAAGACUGGGAUGUGCCAGAUGGUGCAAGCGAUAUAACCUUGUCCGACGAGAACCAGGCACCAACGCCGCCCGACAGCAACGGCGGUAUCGACUCUGAGCAACUGUCGCCAAACAAGAAGCGGAGACUCGGAAGCCGUGACCAGCCUAUUCACUUCUCUGUCUACGAUCACAUGGAGCUGCCCACAUGGGACGAUCCCGAGCUCGAGACGGCGCGAUUGUCGAAGAAGAUUCUUCUCGACAUGAACGACCCACAUCUUCUGCUUGAUGUACAGCAGCCCAGUGCAGAGCCACCAAAACCUCGAACAUUAGGCCUAGGUCUUAAGCGUGAUAGCCGCGGAAGCCUGGCAAACCCCAUGUUCAAGCGUUACAACAUCUCCAAUGAUGAGGCAUAUGACGCUCUGAAGGAAAGCAGCCAGCAGAAGGUCCGUAGUACGAUUGGCCACAUGAAUGUUGAGCACAGCUUGCCCGCACUGAAGUUGCAAUAUCCCUUCUACAAGGUUGCGCUGUCGGAUCGCGAGCUCCGUUCCUUCCAUCGUCCUACUGUUACCUUCAAGCCUGGAGAACGAGCUAGCAUCACACCGCUCAAGUCCGUCAAAAGGAAGCACAAGAAAAACCUCAAGCCCUCCGAGGCCUUCGCGUCAGCCGAAGAUCUCAACAUUGGUGACAAUUCCGACCUGCUUCUUGCCGAGUACUCUGAGGAGUACCCCACUACCCUGUCCAACUUUGGUAUGGGUGUCAAGAUCCUCAACUACUACCGCCGAAAGGACAUGGAAGACACUGCACGACCGAAACCGGAAGACGGAAUCGGCGAGACCUCAGUGCUGCUACCACAGGAUAAGAGUCCGUUCUCGUUGUUCGGUCAGGUUGAACCGGGCCAGCAAGUGCUGACGCUUCACAACGCCAUGUACCGAGCUCCUGUGUUCAAGCAUAAGCCCGAACAGACUGAUUUCCUUGUGAGCAGAAGUUGGACCGGGGUUAAUGGCCCCAGGUACUACAUGCGAAACAUUCCGAACCUCAUGGUCGUCGGCCAACAGUUUCCCUCUGUUGAGGUGCCUGGUACACAUGCUCGCAAAGUUACUGAAGCCUCGAAGAAGCGACUCAAGAUGCUUGCAUUCCGAUUGUACCGGAAGGGGCAGCAGAAGAAUGCGCGUCAGCCUUGGGUUAGUAACGAGAUGAUCAAGCAGCAUUUGCCUGGUACCGAGAUUGCGCAGAAUCGUUCCCGAAUGCGAGAAAUCAUGAAGUAUCAGAAGGACAUUGGUACUUGGGAGCCGGUACCAGGCGAGACUGUACCUGAGGAACCGAUCCUACGUACUUGGAUCAAGCCAGAAGACGUCUGUCUGAUCGACUCGAUGCAUGCUGGUGACAAACAGCUGCAAGACGCCGGUAUCAAAUCCAACGAAAUCCGUGAUGACGAGGAAGAGGCUGAUAACGAGAACGCUGAUGUCAAACUUGCGCCCUGGAACACAACGAAGAACUUCCUCAACGCCUGCGCUGGCAAGGCUAUGUUGGAGCUCCACGGUGACGGUGAUCCUACUGGUCAAGGCCUAGGUUUCAGCUUCAUCAAGGUCUCGAUGAAGGGUGGUUUCAGGGAUGUCGGUGAGAGCGCAGCUGAUCGUCUUGAUAACAAGAAGAUGAAAGAGCUUGGCGGUCACAGCUACAACGUUCAGCGCCAGCAGGUCAUGUACGAGAAUGCCAUCAAGCGUAUCUGGAACAAGCAGAAGGAGAGUUUGUCUGCCCAAAACCCACCGUCCGACACCGAAGACGACGUUGACUCUGCUGUCAACCAAACAAACCACAGUCGCCAACGUUCCGAAGUAGGUACUCCAGCUAUGCGUCCUGAUGAUGAGACCAUGUCCCAGAUGUCUCGCAAUAGUAAUGCGGACAACCGUGGCAAGAAGCUCAAGAUUACUCGUACUAUCAAGAACAAGUACGACGAGUUCGAAGAUGUCACUGAGAUAAUCACCGACCCUGCUGUCAUCCAGCUUUACAUUAAGCACAAGCGACAAGAGCGUCUACUCAACAUGCGCAUUGAAGACAUCAAGCCAACUGGUGAUCCUGAAGUGGACAAGGCACAAAAGAUCAAGCUGAAGGCGGAAUUGGCGCGUCUAGCUCGCAACAUAGAGCGUCGUGAAGGCCGUGAAAAGGCAAAAGGAUUGCACAAGUCGCAGACGGGAGAAGGUGGAGCGACUGGUGGGCCAGGAAAGGGUGGAGCAACACCUCGCAAGUGUGCAAACUGCGGCGAGGUGGGCCACAUCAAGACAAACAAAAAGCUCUGCCCGCUCCUCAACGGCCAAAGGAAGCAAAACGACACGUUCAGGGACGCAAAUGCAAGUGCUGCAUCUCCCGCUACUGUUGUUCCCGCUACCCCUUCUUUCGCUGGUUCACCGUCUUAG
This is a messenger RNA of Alternaria postmessia, 3414 nucleotides long. RefSeq lists its product as uncharacterized. The record is from RefSeq and is a predicted model, not a curated record. The coding region runs from base 1 to 3414 and encodes 1137 amino acids. Lineage: Eukaryota; Fungi; Ascomycota; Dothideomycetes; Pleosporales; Pleosporaceae. Gene Ontology annotation, biological process: RNA polymerase II preinitiation complex assembly; transcription by RNA polymerase II. Gene Ontology annotation, molecular function: TBP-class protein binding; histone acetyltransferase activity; RNA polymerase II general transcription initiation factor binding. The transcript has 2 exons. Gene Ontology annotation, cellular component: transcription factor TFIID complex.